Effrenium voratum is the source of this 5569-nucleotide messenger RNA. NCBI's taxonomy places the organism in Eukaryota, Dinophyceae, Suessiales, Symbiodiniaceae. The record is from the annotation of a GenBank genome assembly.
AUGUGCAGCCUGAGCUCGAAGAAGUCCAACAACGUGCUCACAGUGACGCGGUGCUGGUCCCAUGAGAUCCAGCGAGUCUUCGGGGAUCGCUUGACGGACACGAAUGACUUGCAGUGGAUGAAGACGCAGAUCCAUACGGCCGUGGAGCAGGACCUACAGCAGGACCUUGGCCAAAUCUUCAACAAGGAGCGUCUGAUCUUUGCCUCCUUCUUGACGCAGGAGGUAGACAAUCGCACCUACGACGAAGUGACUGACAUGCAGGCCAUGAAGACAGCCAUCGAAGAGUACCUGGACGACUACAACCAGGUCUUUUCGAUCAUCAUGCCUUUGGUCAUGUUCCUGGAUGCUUGCGAACAUUGCGCCCGGAUCUGCCGGGUGCUGAGCCAACCCAACGGCAACGUCCUGCUGCUGGGCGUGGGCGGCAGCGGCCGGCAGAGCCUCACGCGCCUGUCCGCCUACAUGAACGAAGCGGACUGCUUCCAGAUCGAGGUCGCCAAAGGCUAUGGAAUGACCGAGUUCAAAGAUGACGUGAAGAAGUGCCUCAUGAAGUGUGGAGUGGAGGACAAGGUGCAGAUUUUCCUCUUCUGCGACACCCAGAUCGUCAAGGAGGACUUUGUCGAGGCCAUCAACAACGUGCUGAACAGUGGAGACGUGCCCAACCUCUAUGCCAACGAGGACUUUGAGGCGAUCUCCAGCAGCUGCCGCCAGCUCUGCCAGUCCAUGGGCAUGCAGCCCACCAAGGCGAAUCUCUUCAGCGCCUACCUGAGCCGCGUCAAGAAGAAUGUCCAUGUCACUUUGGCCUUCUCCCCCGUGGGCGACAGCUUCCGGAACCGCCUGCGAAGCUUCCCCUCCCUGGUGAACUGCUGCACCAUCGAUUGGUUCCACGAGUGGCCGGCGGAGGCCCUGUACUCCGUGGCCAAGCAGCAGAUCACCGGCCAAUCCGUGGAGCUCCCGAACUUGGAAGGCUCCUUGAAAAUGUUCCAGACGAUCCACCAGAGCGUGGAGUCCUCGUCUAAGAGGUUCCUGCAGACAACCAACCGCAACGUCUAUGUGACACCUACGAGCUUCCUAGAGCUGCUGGCCAGCUUCGUAGGGAUCUUGGCGGACAAGCGCAAGCAGGUUGGGACGCUGCAGCACCGCUACAGCGUGGGCCUGGGCAAGAUUGGGGACGCGGAGGAGCAGGUCACGGGGCUGCAGCAGAUGCUGGUGGAGAAGAAGCCGGUCCUGGAAAAGACGCAGAAAGAGGUGGGGGACAUGAUGGUGGUGAUCACUCAAGACAAGGCUGAGGCUGAAGAGGUCAGCAAGGCUGUUGCAGCGGAGGAGGCCUCGGCCGCACAGAAGGCCGAAGAGACGCAAGCGAUCAAGGACGAUGCACAGCGAGACCUAGAUGAAGCACUCCCUGCAUUGGACCAAGCAGUGGAAUGCCUCAAGAAGCUCAAGAAGGAGCACAUCCAGGAGGUGAAGGCGUUGCCCAACCCCCCGGCAGGGGUCCGCUUAGCCUGCGAGGGCGUUUGCAUCAUGUUCCAGUUGAAGCCUGUGAAGAAGCCCGAUCCGGCAAAUCCGCAGAAGAAGAUCGAGGACUACUGGGAGACAUCGCAGAAGCAGGUGCUGGUCGACGCGAAGAAGCUCUUAGAAGAUCUCAUGGACUUCGAUAAGGACAACAUCCCCGACAAGGUGAUUCAGACCAUCUCGCCCUACAUCGAGCGAGAGGAUUUCGACCCAGUGGCUAUCAAGAAGGCCUCAGUGGCUUGCGAGGCGCUUUGCCUUUGGGUCAGGGCCAUGUACAAGUACCACUUCGUCGCAAGGGCAGUGGAGCCCAAGCGCCAGUUGCUGAAGCAGGCGGAGGGCGAGCUGGCCGAGUGCCAGGAGAAGCUGGAGGCUGCGCAAGCCAAGCUGGCCGCAGUUCAGAGCAAGAUCGAAGCGCUGGAGACAAGCUUCAACCAAGCCGUGCAGAAGCAGAAGGAGCUCCAAGACGACAUGAACCUCUGCGAGGUGAAGUUGCAGCGGGCGCACAAGCUCAUCAACGGCCUGGGCGGCGAGAAAGCGCGAUGGGGACAGAAUGUGAAGGACCUGACAGCGCAGCUGGGGCUGCUGCCCGGAGACUGCAUCGUGGCUGCGGGGAUGGUCUCCUACGCUGGGCCCUUCACCUCGCAAGUGCGCGGGGAAUGUGAAGAUCUUUGGCGCCAGGAGCUGGCGCUUCUGGACAUGGGGCACACCGCAGGCUGCAGCAUGUCCAACGUGCUGGGGGAUCCUGUGAAGAUCCAGCAGUGGGUGGUUUGCGCGCUGCCGAAUGACCAGCUCUCCAUUGAGAAUGGCAUCAUCAUCGACAGAUCCAGGCGCUGGCCCCUGAUGAUCGAUCCGCAGCGGCAAGCGAACAAGUACAUCAAGAACAUGGGCAAGGACACCGAAACCGGCAUCGACGUGUGCAAGCUGAGUGAGAAGAACUUCCUGCGGACGCUGGAGCUGGGCAUCCAGUUCGGCAAGUGGAUCCUGCUGGAGAACAUCGGAAUCAACUUGGACCCUGCUCUGGAGCCUGUCUUGGGGCAGCAGAAGGUCAAGGAUGGCUCCGGGUAUAUCAUCAAGCUUGGCGACAAGUCCGUGACCUACACGGAGACCUUCAAGUUCUUCAUGACGACCACACUGCCGAACCCCCACUACUCGCCAGAGACGUCCGUGAAGGUGACUUUGCUGAACUUCGCCAUCACUCCAAGCGGGCUUGAGGACCAGAUGUUGGGCAUCGUGGUGGCGAAAGAGCGCCCAGACCUGGAAGAGGAGAAGAACAACCUGGUGGUGCAGAACGCCAAGAACAACAAGAUCUUGAAAGACAUCGAGGACGACAUCUUGCGGCUCUUGGCCACCAGCGAGGGCGACGUCUUGGAGGACGACACCUUGGUGGACAAGGUGACAGACUCCAAGGCGGUGUCUGACGACAUCAACGAGAAAAAGAAGGUGGCCGAGGUCACGGAGAAGAAUAUCGACGUGGCGCGGGAGAGCUACAGGCCCGUGGCGUUCCGCACCUCAGUGCUCUUCUUCUGCAUCGUGGAGCUCACAAACAUCGACCCCAUGUAUCAGUACAGCCUGCAAUGGUUCCAGAAGCUCUUCACCAUCGCUGUCGACACCUCCCCCAAGGCGGACAACUUGGACGAGCGCCUGGGCAUUUUGAAAAGCUUCUUCACCGAGCAGCUGUACCAGUCCAUCUGCCGCGGCCUCUUCGAGAAGGACAAGACCCUCUUCUCCUUCGCACUGUGCACCAGCAUCCUACGAGGUGACAAGCUGCUGGAUGACCAGGAGUUGCGAUAUUUGCUGGUUGGGCCCACCAGCGACAUGGUGGAGAAAGGCCCCGCGGUGCCGGAGGAGUGGGUGGGCAAGCCCCGCUGGAACGAGAUCCUCACCUUGGCCACGCUGCCCGCCUUCACGGGUUUCUCGGACUUCUUCGCGUCGCAUGUGGGGGAGUUCAAACGCAUCUACGACUCCGUGGAGGCUGACAAGGAGCCUUUGCCUGGCAACUGGGAAGAGAAGCUGACGCCGAUGCAAAAGAUUUGUUUCGUGCGGGCGAUGCGCAUCGACUGCCUGAAGGCGGCGUUGAUCACCUUCAUCUCGAACCAGAUCGGCGGGCGCUUCGUGGAGCCCCCCACCUUCGACAUCUCCAAGUCCUUCGCGGACUCCGUGAACACGACGCCGCUGAUCUUCAUCCUGUCCCCGGGCACGGACCCGGUGUCGGACGUCAUCGCCUUCGCCGACAAGCUGAACAUGGCGAAGCGCUUCGAGUCUAUCUCGUUGGGCCAGGGACAGGGACCAAAGGCCAUGAAGCUGAUCGAGCAGGCCCAAGGCUCGGGUGGCUGGGUGCUCCUCUCCAACUGCCACUUGAUGGAGAGCUGGAUGCCCACGCUGGAGGCCAUCGUGGAGCAGUUCAACGGGGAGAACAUGCAGACCAGCUUCCGGCUGUGGCUCACCUCCAUGCCAGCAAAGUCCUUCCCUGUGCAGGUGUUGCAGAACGGGGUGAAGAUGACCAACGAGCCCCCGAGCGGCCUGCGCGCCAACCUGCUGCGCUCCUACUCCGCGCUCACGGACGAGGUCUUCAAGGAGUCCAACAAGCCGGAGGUCUUCAAAACUUUGCUCUUCGGCUUCUGCUUCUUCCACGCGGUGGUGCAGGACCGGCGGAAGUUUGGACCCAUUGGCUGGAACAUUGCCUAUGGCUUCACUCCUGAGGACCUCCUGGUCUGCAGGCAGCAGCUCAUGCUCUUCGUGAACCAAUACGAACAGGUCCCCUACAAGGUUCUGAACUUCCUGGGCGCGAAGAUCAACUACGGCGGCCGCGUCACGGACGACAAGGACAAGCUGUUGAUCUCAACGAUCCUGCAGACCUACAUCUGCCCUGAGAGUCAAGGCCGGGAGGAGUUCAAGUACUCCACCAGCGGCUUGUACUACGCCCCCACCGCCGAGACCAUCGAAGACUUCGUGACCUACAUCAAAGGCCUGCCUCUGUACCCGAUGCCGGAGGCCUUCGGGCUCCAUGAGAACUGCAACAUCACCUGUGCUCAGGACGAGGCCCUCAAGCUGCUCACGGGGAUGCAGAGCAUGGUCUCUUUGAACUCGGGUGGCGGCGAGGGCGGAUCAGCGGAGACGGUCAUGGAUGACACGGCAGCAUCUAUCCAGGAUCGUUUGCCCACGCCCUUCCCGCUGGACGUGUGUGAGACAAAGUUUCCCACCAGGUAUGAGGAGUCCAUGAACACUGUGGUGAAGCAGGAAUGCCUCAGAUACAACAAGCUGCUGUGGUCGAUGAUCAGCUCCCUCAAGGAUUUCAGGAAGGCCAUCAAAGGUCUCAUCGUGAUGACUGCGGAGCUAGAGGCUGCGGGCAAGUCCCUCUUUGUCAACGAGGUACCGGAGAUGUGGACCAAGAAAGGCCCGCUUUCGCUGAAGCCGCUGAGCAGUUGGUAUCUGGACAUCCUGGAGAGGGUGAGGUUCUUCCAGAUGUGGUUCGACCUGGGCCACGCGCCGCCGUGCUUUUGGGUGAGUGGCAUUUUCUUCCCGCAGGCCUUCUUCACCGGCGCCAUGCAGAACUUCGCCCGGAAGUACGGGGAGGAGAUCGACCUGCUCUCCUUCAGCCAGCACACCAUGGACCACAUCAGCGAUGCCCCGGUACAGCUGACGACUCCUCCAGACGAUGGGGUCUAUGUCUAUGGCAUCUUUUUGGAGGGCGCCCGCUUCGAUUGCAGCACUCAUCAACUGGAGGACUCCAGGCCGAAGGAGCUCUUCACGGACAUGCCGCCCCUGCAGUUCCUGCCGGUGAGGAACCGGGUGCCGGACGUCAUGGACUACCGGUGCCCUUGCUACAAGGUGGUGAGUCGGAAGGGCACGCUGCUCACCACGGGCCACUCCACCAACUUUGUGCUCUACAUCGAGGUGAAGACGGACAAGGUGGUGGACAAGUGGAUCAAAGCCGGGGUCGCAGCUUUCCUGGCCUUGAAGUACUGAGCAAACCGCCGGCGCUGGUGGGUCUCAGUGCAGUCUUUGGAGAACUGAAGGAAAGUCCUCCAGGCUGGGCCCUUUGUGUUUCUAGAUUCCACCA